AUGGCGUCCCGGGCGACGAAGCGGUCGCUGUUGACCUUCCUCUUGGCCUUGAUCGUGGCCAUUGCAUGCAUGUUGGUACUCUCCAUUCAAGUACCGAGUGUGGCAGCUGUUCCUGCCAAUUCUCGUUCAUCAAAACGAUUUGGAGUCGACGCAGCGCUCGACGAAGACGAGGAGGAGGACGAAGAUUGGGACUUUAUGGACGACAGCGCCAUUUUGGGGCUGUCACAGCGAGAAAGCGGUGAAGUCCAGGCAGACACUGCAGUAGCGUGUGUGGAUUCGAUGCCUACUGAGCUCGUGGACGACGACUACUGCGACUGCGAAGACGGUAGUGAUGAACCCAAUACAGCAGCCUGUUCCCACGUGCUACAGCGCUCCGAGACACCCCCAUUCAGUCGCGAAUAUAACUGCAAAGCUGACGAUAAGAUGGUGUCACUAGCCUUUUUAGACGACGGCGUGUGUGACUGCUGUGAUGGCAGUGACGAGAAGGACGGACUGUGCGUUAACACUUGUGACACCGAGUGGAAACAGAGGUUCCAGACGCUUCAAGAGAGGCUGAACGUAGUGCAGAGGGGCCUAAAGCGUCGAUCCCAGUAUCUAAUUGAAGCUGUAGACAAAGUGCAGCAGCUCAAAGAAGACUUUGAACGUCUUGCAGAAGCAUAUCAUGCUGGACAAAGAGCAUUCGAGGAUUUGCAGCGACGAGCACAACACAACCCGGAGCUGCGAGGACAACUGGAGCAGUCAUACAAUGUGCUGCGUAGAGUGCAGUACGUCACGUACAUCCAAAGUCGUGUGGUCGAUCCAAGUACGUUCUCGGAUGCAGUCUGGAAACCUGCUUUCGUCGAGCUGGUGGGUCGAUGCUUCACGUACACAGUGAACGAGAAGGAGCUCAAGGGAGGGACACCCAACGUGAUUCCUCGCAAGUACGACAUGGUCUUCUGUCCAUUCCAGAACGUAUCACAGACUGAACCUUGGUAUCCUCUGUGGACGAAGGUAGAGCGUCAAACAAAGGGCGGGAGCGAAGCAGCGAUUAAAAAUGAAGAGGAAGAAGUGCCACGUCCCAUCGGCUUGGGGGUCUGGAACGAGUGGCAAGAGUCUGUUAACCUUCUGCGUGUGCAGAGCUACAACCACGGAGAGCCCUGUGCAAAUGGACAAGAGCGGCACACACGCGUGCAGUUGUCAUGCAGUGAUCAGAAUCGUGUGGUGUCUGUAGAGGAACGUGAAAUGUGUCAGUACGAGAUUCGCUUCGAGACUCCAGCAGCGUGUGAACGAACAGAAGAAGACACGAUACAAGAAGAAACAGCUCGCGUUAUGACGUUUUCCAAGAAGGAAUUGGAAGGCCACGAAGAACUGUGA
Molecule: messenger RNA, 1353 nt
Organism: Phytophthora infestans T30-4
Lineage: Eukaryota; Oomycota; Peronosporomycetes; Peronosporales; Peronosporaceae
Product: glucosidase 2 subunit beta-like protein
Exons: 1
Coding region: 1-1353 (450 amino acids)
Biological process (GO): N-glycan processing
Cellular component (GO): glucosidase II complex
Source: RefSeq, a predicted model, not a curated record